Molecule: messenger RNA, 2695 nt
Organism: Ostrea edulis (European flat oyster)
Lineage: Eukaryota; Metazoa; Mollusca; Bivalvia; Ostreida; Ostreidae
Product: ATP-dependent RNA helicase DDX24-like
Exons: 17
Coding region: 114-2672 (852 amino acids)
Cellular component (GO): nucleolus
Molecular function (GO): nucleic acid binding; RNA helicase activity; ATP binding
Source: RefSeq, a predicted model, not a curated record
ACCUGUACAAAUAUUUUCACUGCUAAUUGUUUAAUUAAAGGUAAACUUAAUGUAUUCUUCUAAAUUCCUCUAAAUUUUCCUUCGUUGAAGAGGCGUAGAGAUUAAUAUUAAAGAUGGAGAACACUAAACACGUGAAACUGAACUCCGGCUGGAAAGACUUGGAUUUACCACCGGAUUUACUGUCAGAUGCUGCAUUUGAGUCAUUAAUCAGCUGUAAAGUGAUGACAGAUUAUGAAAUUGUUGAUCCAAAUAGGACAAAAAAGAGAAGGUUAAAAGAAAACAAGUCUCCCAAAGCAAGUGAUACCAAGAAGCAAAUGAAGUUAGAGAUGAGGAAGAAAGUUAAAAAGGAGAAAUCAUCAAGUAAUAAGAUAGUGUCUCUGAAUACCAUUAAUAAAGUUGAUGUAUCCUCAGACCUGUUAAAGUCAGACAUCAAAGAAGUUACCGUGAGAAAGAAACAGAAAACAAGAUCAAACUGUAAGUCAGGGUCAUGGACAGUGUCUUCACAAACAACCAAGAGUGGUGUUAAAAAUACAGAGUUAGCUACACAAAAGUUAGAGACAAACAAAUCACAAAUAAAGGGGAGGAGUGUCACAACAAAGGGGGAUAAGUCAGACAAGGCCAGAUCAAGUCAUGAUGUGGAGAACACGGCCAAAAAAAGGAAAAAGGAAAACGCAGAGAAAACUGUUCAGAAUUAUUCAAGUGAAAGAAAGAAGAGGCGGAUGAUGGGAGAAUCUGAGGGAGAUGAAACCAACUCUUUACAGAAUGACAUGUUAAAUGAGAAAAUGGCAGCAUGGAAAAAUUUGUUUGUUCCGAAAAAGGUGCUUCAAGCCCUGUGUGAAAAUGAAUUCUUUUCUCCAACUCCAAUCCAAGCUAUGGCUCUUCCCAGUGCCAUCAGAGACAAAAAGGACAUAGUGGGCGCAGCAGAAACUGGUAGUGGAAAAACUCUGGCCUUUGGAAUCCCCGUGAUUCAUAAUAUCCUCUCUCAUAAAGAGAAAGAAGAGAAGAACAGCUCUUCAACAGAUGAAGAUGAUGAUGAUGGAGGUGAAGAUGAUGACGAUGAUGGGAAGGAUAAAGAAGAGGUAGAGGAAUUACUUGAGGAUGUGUCACCUGAUGAGAUUGUACAGGAUGAUGAAGAAGUAGAACAGAUGGAGGAAUUAGGUUGUGUGAAGGUGAUCAACGAUGCUGAUUUUUCUGAACUUGGCUUUCCUAAUUCUGGACCAGCUAUGAAGAAACACAAUAAGUAUCCCUUAGCUCUUGUUCUCCAGCCAACCAGAGAGCUGGCUGUACAGGUCAAAGAUCACCUACAGGUGGCAGCAGCUCACACUGACAUCACGAUUGCUCCAAUCCUUGGUGGAAUGUCAUCUGAGAAACAGAAAAGGAUUUUGAAAAAAUGUCCGGAUAUCUUGGUAGCCACACCUGGACGAUUGUGGGAACUCAUGGAGCAGGUUCCAUAUUUGUCUCGCAUCGAUGAAGUUGACAGUUUGGUGAUAGACGAGGCAGACAGAAUGAUUGAAAAAGGUCACUUUGAAGAACUGACUCAAAUUCUGGCCUACAUAAACAGAAAUGGGAAGAAGAAGAACAGGAGACAGACAUUUGUGUUUUCAGCCACGCUGACCUUAGUACAUGUAGGACCUCAACGUAGUGUCCGCAAGAAAAUGACCGUCACAGAGGAGAAGAAGCUAGAGACUCUCAUGAAUCGGAUCCAGAUGAGAGAGAAACCCAAAGUAAUUGAUUUGACAAGGAAGAUUGGGACAGUGGAAACUCUGACUGAGGCCCGGAUAAACUGCACACUGGAGGAAAAGGACCUCUAUUUGUACUACUUUUUGACCCAGUAUCCAGGACGUACACUGGUUUUUGCUAACAGUAAGGACUGCAUCCGUCGUCUCAUCUCCAUCUUCACUCUCCUCCAGACAAACCCUCUCCCUCUCCAUGCUGACAUGCAUCAAAAACAAAGACUGAAGAACUUGGAAAGAUUCACCGCCAAUGAUAAAGCCGUAUUGUUGGCGUCAGAUGUUGCCGCUAGAGGGCUGGACAUUCCUAAUGUCGAACACGUGAUUCACUACCAGGUUCCGCAAACUGUGGAGAAUUACGUUCACAGGAGUGGUAGAACAGCACGGGCUAUGAAGGAGGGUUUGAGUGUAGUGCUUAUCUCACCAGAGGAUGUUAAGAAUUACAGAAAGAUUGUCCACACUCUCAAUAAAAGCGAGGAUCUCCCAGUAUUUCCGGUCGAACUUCAUCUUUUAUCAGCUCUGAGGAAGAGACUGAAUUUGGCGAAAAAGAUUGAUACAGAGGAGCAUAGGUUUAACAAGAAAAAGAGAGAGAACGAAUGGUUUGAAAAAGCAGCAAAGGAAAUGGACAUAUUGAUAGACGAUGAGGAGCUUCUAACUGACCUGGGGGAUUCAUUUGAGUUGUCAGGAAGGAAACAGGAUUUAAAUGGUUUAAAAAAUGAGCUGGAACAGAUGUUAAAACAAAAACUAGCGCCACACUCCUUCACCGGCAAAUACCUCACCCAGUCGGGGAAGCUGGAGCUACCAGCAAAGGAUGAGAAAAAAGAUGCUCUUAAAGUUGUCAAAAAAGACGGGAAAUUACAGCAUGAACUCGUGCAGGCCAGUCCUAGUAGCAGUCGAAAUCUCAACAGAAAAAAGAAAUCAAAAUGGAAAAAGAAAAAUUAAAGUAUUUUUAUUUAUCAUAUAAA